GUUGGAUGUGGCACGUCGCAAUGGCACACGUGAUUCAGGUUUCAUGCCCGUCGGGCAGCGCUGACUCGGGCUUCACUCUACCUCUAGGCAUCAGCAGAACUCUACACCACAAACAAUGAGCAAAAGCCUCAGUGACCAUCCAAGGCCAUCAUACCUCCAGGUACAACAGUUUCCCAACAGCGCGCUCACAUUUGCGUCGAUAAGUUGACAGCAAAAAGGGCGAUAAUCUGCCAAGUACCUACCUCUACGUACCUCUACCUUACAGCCCGCUUGGACGCCAAGCAGCCGGACCCACCUGUUUGUUUACUUCCCCCUUUUCAACACCGAAACAUCACAACCCCACUUCCACACCCAAACUUUCAAGAUGAGGGUGUUGAAGGCCGGUGUCAAGCGUGAUGACUACAACUGGCGUCAGAUCCGUCCCGGACUAUGGCAGCGUGAUGCCGAUGAAGCUGAAGUGUUCUACUCAACCCUAGCCAAGCUCUACGCAGGAUCCGGACGGAUGCACUUCGCCAUCACGGGCCACAUCUCCCUGACCAUCAAUGUGCCCAGCGAUGAAGACCCGGAAGUCGUAUCUAGACGGCUUGACGAGUCCCUCCGCAUUGCCUGGCUCAGACAACGCUACGAGACGCCAACCAUCGCCUCAUAUGCGCAUUACGACGCACUCGACGGGAAAUGGAAGAAGUCCUACCGAACCAUUCCCGACGACGCAUCGACAAAAGCAUGGCUUGAAAAGACCUUCCAAAUGAUAUCAACCAGCCAAACAGGCGAGGAAUGGGCUCACUCCGGCCCGCCCGCUCCAACCACAGCCACUCUGUUUGUCGUCUGUCCAGCAAUUGCAUCUCAGGAUUCAUCCACCAUCCGCCGCGACCUCGUCCUGCGCUCUCCCCACGACAUCAUCGACGGCAUCGGCACUCUCCACUUCCUCAACAGUCUCGUCACCAAAACCACCCAAGCCUUCACGGAAGGCGAAUUCUUCCGUGAGCUCCCCGUCUUCGACGGCUCCGAAGCAUCCAACCUCAGUCCGCCCUACCGGGUAGCCGCCAACAUCCCCUCGACUCCCCCAACUCCCGAGCACCAAGCCCGAUUAUCCACCAUCAAAGCCGCAGCUUCGCAAUCAGCAAAUCCCGACGGACUCCCAUUUGUAGACAUCGGCAUCCCCUACACCAAAGGUCCUCUCUUGCCUGGGAAACACCAACGCACAGCGCACUACCUCUCCCGCGAACGCACCUCGGCGCUGAUCACCUUCCUAAAUGAGUCCUAUCCAGAUACAACGGUGACGCACGCGUUUCACGCUGCUAUUGCUCUCACACUACGCAACUUUCAUACCUCUUUAGACCUCCCCUCUAUGUCCUGCGCCUCCAACUCCAAGACCUCCACCACCAACUCCAAGACCUCCAGCUCCAGCUCCAGCUCCAAGACCUCUCACUCCAUGUCCGUUCCCGAACAAGAGCAAGAACAACAAGUGGAAGUCAGCAAAUCAAGAUACACCAACUACCUCCUCCGCAACGAACGCUCAGCCUGCUCACCGCCCUACAACACACCCUUACACUGCGUCUCAGUUUACCACUCCCUCCCCCCAACAAAGCUACAAGUUGACCUGUUGUCUGUUUCCCCUACCACUCCCCAAGAAAAAAGAGCGGAAUUCGAAACUGUCUUGAACCAAAUCAAGCACUUCUACACUUCCGUAAGGAAUGAUCCCCUGCAUUACGCUCUAGCACCAACAACCUGGACAGAAUGGACACCCGUCCUUCCUGAGGCGGUGUUGAAGGGGGAAGAAAAGAUGGAGGUGCCGAAGCCGAAGGAGGUGCCGAGCGUCAGUGUUUCGAGUAUGGGGGUUGUGGAUGGGAUUGUGAAGAGGGUGCAUGAUUUGGGACUGGGGAAAUUGGAGGUGCAGAGGCCGUGGGUGACGGGGGAGGAACUGACGAAUGGGUUGGGGGUGUUUUUGGGCACGCUUGAUGGCGUUUUAUGUUUGAGCUGUGCGUUUAAUGAGGCGUGGCAUGAUAGGAAGGGAGUGGACGAGUUUUUGUGGGAGGUGGAAAGGGUGGUUUUUGGUUGGGUGGACGGGGUCGAUGAAUCCCAGCCUGAUUCGGAGUCGGGCUGUAUGAGAUAGAGGGGUCAGGAUUGAGAUGAGGGAGUCAGAGGUUAUUCCUCUUGUCUCCAGUGCAGUACAGUGCAUUUUCAUGGGUUCUGGUCCGUACCUUCCGCUACAUUUCCCGCAGGUGCAGUGGGUGACAAGUUUUCAACAACGAGUUGUAGAUAUAGUGGAGAGAUUCCUACGAUUGUGAAUCACAAAGAAGUUCGCUGU
Molecule: messenger RNA, 2308 nt
Organism: Neurospora crassa OR74A
Lineage: Eukaryota; Fungi; Ascomycota; Sordariomycetes; Sordariales; Sordariaceae
Exons: 1
Coding region: 365-2113 (582 amino acids)
Biological process (GO): mycotoxin biosynthetic process
Molecular function (GO): acetyltransferase activity
Source: RefSeq, a predicted model, not a curated record